Molecule: messenger RNA, 795 nt
Organism: Culex quinquefasciatus (southern house mosquito)
Lineage: Eukaryota; Metazoa; Arthropoda; Insecta; Diptera; Culicidae
Exons: 3
Coding region: 418-780 (120 amino acids)
Source: RefSeq, a predicted model, not a curated record
UCAAGUGUCUACAGCUGGAUGCGGGCAAGGAAGGUGAUGUGGACACUCCGGAACAUCCACGACGGUCAGCUGUGGCGACCUGGACGGUAGAUUGCGUUGCAUGUUGCAAGUUCAACCGUUUUCCGGCGAUCGUGCUGGAGCACGGCACCAAGUGGCACACUGCCGCUGCCCAACACCUGUUCGCCAAGGUUUGACCUCUCUGUGUCAACCUGAUCGUGGCCGAUUUGAGAAAGACCGUAAGCUGUUGAUGAAGUAACGGCGCAGGAGUUAGUGCUCAAGGUAACUAGAAUGUGGCCAAUCAGCUGAGGGGCAUCGUCACUAGGAGAUAAAUCAGGUAAGCGGCUACCCACUGAGAAAUGUAACGAGCCUGGAAAUCUGGAUACCAACGGGGACGUCAAAUUCGUCCUGAAGAAUGCAAUGGAGCCUUCGCAAGCUUCCGUAACGGCCAGUGGUGACGCUGGAUCGCGACAAGAAAACUGUCACGCUGCCUCCAUGGCGCUGUCGGUCUCAUUUCCUCAGUUCCGGUUGACAGCUGCCUCCGUCUUGAACAGGGUGCUGAACCGGAUUUCGGCAGUGUCGUGCUUCAUGCCGAUGACAAUUUGUUGUCCGUUUUGCCUUCUUUGGAUGGAUGAUCUUAUCGAAAUGAUGGGGCGCGAGCCGAUCAUGAUGGACAUCUUCCCCGAUCUUGCCCUGUGGCAUGUGCAUCUGAAGCGUGUCGCUGUACAGUUUCCGGCACAAGACAAUGAAGGAGAUCACAAAAUCAACAAGAUUUGGAUCUGACGAUUACUGAUCUUG